AUGGUACCAGUCUCUAACCACGUUGCCCGGGGGAGCACCGGAGCAGAGAGCAUCAAUCCAUUUGGGGUGUUACAUUGUGCACCCUGUUUGGCAACCUACACUUGCCAAAAUGGAUUCAUAUUGUUUGGUACACCUAGUGUAACCUGUAAGCUUGGCGGUACUUGGGCUGGUUCACCGCCUUCUUGCAAGUAUGUCGACUGCGGAACACCAGCUCAAUUGUAUAAGGGUUCCUUCAGACUGCUAAACGGCACCACGACUUAUGGCUCUAUAGCGCAGUUUAAUUGUGAAGCCGACUACUGGUUAUCAGGAACUGAGUUCCUUACAUGCAACCGAGAUGUAAAAUGGUCCCACGACAUUCCAACAUGUGAUCUGAUUACCUGCGCUGAUCCCGAAGUCCCCGCCGGUGGUUAUAUGGAGGCUUACGACUACAACAUACAUUCGAAGAUUGACUUCCACUGUGAGCACGGGCACAAGCUUGUUGGAGAAUCCAGUUUGAUUUGCCAACAAGAUGGCGAAUGGUCUGGGGAUCCGAAAUGCGAGUAUGUGGAUUGUGGGAAGCUCCCACCAAUGCCAUAUGGAUCUGCAGAGCUACUGAAUGGCACCACACAUUUGGGCAGCAUCAUCCAAUACUCGUGUACAACUAACUACCGCCUAGUGGGGCCCGUGCGGAGAAUCUGCACAGAAGAUCAUCAGUGGAGUGAUUCGUCACCCAGGUGUGAAGAAAUCCGUUGUCCAGAGCCUAUAGUAGCAGAGAACAGCAUAGUAUCUGUGACGGGUAAUGACCGCAUGCACGGACGUACACUCAUCCGUACAGCAGGCAGCACCAAUGCAGGCAAUACAUACCGCAUUGGUGCGCUCGUCAAAUACCCUUGCGAGAGAGGGUACAAAGUCAUCGGCGAAAGCCUGUCUACCUGCGAGGAUAAUGGUCAAUGGAGUGGGGUCACACCUCGUUGUCAAUAUGUGGACUGUGGCAAUGCUGGUCGACUGCAGAAUGGUAUAGUGACACUGGCGACCAAUUUCACAUAUUACGGUGCUGCAGCUCUAUAUGAAUGCGAUGAACAUUGGCAACUUGAUGGUGUUUCAAGACGAUUGUGCCAAGACAACGGAACGUGGAGUUCUGAACCACCAAUAUGCAAAGAAAUAAUAUGCACGGACCCAUCGAUCCAGAUUAAAGGCAGCACAGGACUUGUUGUAGUUACAUCCUCACUCAGUAUUGGCAGUGAGGCUCACUAUCGCUGCGAACGGGGCUAUAGCCUCCGCGGCAACCAGACCAGGAUGUGCAUGCGAAGAGGAGUGUGGAAUGGAUCACCACCAGUCUGUAUACCAAUCGAUUGUAAGUCACCGGGGACGAUUGAGAAUGGUCGCAUCAUAAUAUCGAACAGUUCGACCCUAUUUGGAAGUUCUAUCGAGUAUCACUGCAUGCCGCAGUACCAGCGUGUAGGGCCGUUCCUAAGGAAGUGCUUGGACGACGGCAAGUGGUCGGGCGAUGAGCCCAGCUGUGAACUAGCAACUAGCGAAGCGGCGGAUAGCGGCGCUCUACCGCUUAGCGUUGGUGUGGGCUGCGGCAUCGUACUGUUCUUGCUUAUGCUGCUCGCUCUUAUUUAUUUACGACUGUGA
Messenger RNA from Papilio machaon (common yellow swallowtail), 1617 nucleotides. Its product is annotated as CUB and sushi domain-containing protein 3-like. The record is from RefSeq and is a predicted model, not a curated record. Lineage: Eukaryota; Metazoa; Arthropoda; Insecta; Lepidoptera; Papilionidae.